Bactrocera oleae (olive fruit fly) is the source of this 2242-nucleotide messenger RNA. Its product is annotated as arrestin domain-containing protein 17. The record is from RefSeq and is a predicted model, not a curated record. Gene Ontology annotation, cellular component: cytoplasm. NCBI's taxonomy places the organism in Eukaryota, Metazoa, Arthropoda, Insecta, Diptera, Tephritidae. Gene Ontology annotation, biological process: protein transport.
GUUAUCUUUGCUGUACGUUUCUGUAAAUCGUUAUUAGUUAUUCGUGAAAUCAAGCAUACACCGAAACGUUUACCAAAUUAUCUUUAACAGUGAACAAACACACUACUCGCACGUUAAUGCGAGUGAGUAACAGAAACAAAACAGAUAAAAAUUAGAAUAGCAGCUUUAUGAUAUCGCGCUGCCCACACACACAACCAUGCCAUCGCAGCGCUAUAAGCACCUGCUCACCUAAUUACGCACAUACUCGCAUAUUGCUUGUCCAUUGCGGCGUAACUGCGCGAUCACCUACAUUAUUAACUAUUAUUAUUGCUUCAGUUCACCGGUGUUGCGGUUGGUGUGCGGUCGUACCAUCUGCAAUAGAUUUCGUGGCGAAAGCGUGAUCUCAGUGCUAACGCACAUAAAGGAAAACUUUUAGACGAACGACCUUUUCAAAUUGAAGCAGAGUCUUCAAAUUUUUCGUGAACGUCUAUGAUUUCGUGUUGGAAAUUUAUUUGAAAUUAAUAAAAAUUUAGCAAUUGCUGAAUUUCAAUUCGAUUUGAAGAUGAGUGAAGCUAAGAAGUUUAAUAAUUGUGUUAUUGUAUUUGAUCAAAAUGAUUUCGGCACUUAUUUUACCGGCCAAAUUGUUAGUGGUAAAGUGAUUAUAACGCUGGAGAAGGCAAAAAAGUUGAAAGCCAUUAAAUUACAAGUUUGUGGUUUCGCUGCUUGUCAGUGGCGUGAAAAGUAUGGACAAAAGCUGGCUGUAGCAAAAAUUAAUCCAAGGGACAAGCAUGUAUACUUCGGUCGGGAAGAUUAUAUAGCGUCUACGACAUAUUUGGUAGGCUCCGAGUUUGGCAAUAAUUUCGUUAUGGAUGAGGGCACUUACACCUAUACAUUCUCUUGCCCCAUACCAUCUAACUGCCCAUCUUCCUUUGAAGGCACUUACGGGCAUAUUCGUUACCUCAUCAAAGUGACAUUUAUAAGAACUGGUGCUGCCGAUCGUAUACAUAACGUCGGUUUCACAGUUCUCAAGCUUUUAGAUCUGAAUCAAGAAAGUAAACUGUUACAGAGUCCUGCCAGCAACGACGCCAUGGAGAAUAUAUGUUUAUUUCUGUCUAAACCGGUACAUAUGAAAGUUGAUCUCCAACAAACCGGUUAUGUGCCCGGUCAGUUUGUCUUGAUCAGCGCUGAUGUGGACAAUAAAUCUGCAGCAGAUUGCAAAAAACUAAUAAUAAUGCUAAAUUUACGCGCCACCUACAACUCAGAGACGCCUGCUUUGCAUUCUGUAUCCGAGAAAAUCUGUCUCGUUAAGAAAGUGUGCGGUCCAGUGCCGCGUCAAUCGCACAAAUCCUUCGCUGAGACUAUACGUAUACCAGCAACUGCGCCAACUUGUGAACACAUCAGCAAAAUUGUACGAGUCUCUUAUGAGUUGUGCGUUAUGGCCGUAAUGAGUACCAUAAUGCGAAAUCCAAAGACUACAAUACCGAUAACUAUAGGUAAUGUGCCGUUAACAACGACCAAUACGAUAGAAGAGGACUGGUUGGAGGAGAGAGAAGUAGAGAGUAUGCAGCCGACAACAUCACGUGCUGUUUUAAGAGAAAACAGUUUAGAAAAUGAAAUAGGGGCCUUUGGUGUGAGUGAGGAUGAUAUCAGUGAAGAAGAGAUGGAACUACCUCCGCCAUCCUAUGAACAAGCGAUGUUCAUGAGCACAAAUAUUGCUGACAACGAUGCCAAUACGGUCAAUGUGGAUGCACCUUUCGCACCACGCUAUCCGGUCUUCAAUAUUGAUGAAAAUUCUCUUGCCUUCAGCAGCAGGGGUUUGAGCCCACCCCCGAAUUUGCCGCAAAAGCGACCACGUCGUAGAAGAAGACGCCGACCGGCAGAAAAUACAGCAGGGUUCGUCAAAGAGCAACAGCCAACUGAAUCGCCAAUACAAAUAUGAAAUUAAAUUAAAAAAUUCUCGAGAAAAUAAAAAAAACGAAAAGAAAGCCAAGAAUAUGAAGUGCAAUAUUUUAAACAUAAAUUUUUUUGUAUGAAUAUAAUUGUUAAGAAAAGAAAAUUAAUCUGUACACAAAUGGGAUAAUGUAACUAAAUAUGUUUUGUGAAUGAAUAUGUUGACUUAAUUUUUAAGAUAUACCUCCAUAAGAUAGUAGUAUUAUUCUGGCGAGUAUCUACACAAAGUUUAUUCAAGCGACGCAAAGAAACUUUUGAAGAUAAUUGAGAAUUCACAAUAUUAAGAUAUAAUAAAAAUUAUUUAUGAACCUUA